Panicum virgatum (switchgrass) is the source of this 5400-nucleotide messenger RNA. Its product is annotated as putative disease resistance protein RGA1. Lineage: Eukaryota; Viridiplantae; Streptophyta; Magnoliopsida; Poales; Poaceae. Gene Ontology annotation, biological process: protein phosphorylation; defense response to other organism. The record is from RefSeq and is a predicted model, not a curated record. The transcript has 12 exons. Bases 639 to 4529 code for a protein of 1296 amino acids. Gene Ontology annotation, molecular function: ATP binding; protein binding; ADP binding.
GUACUCUGUCCAGCCCGUUCUGUCCUCGUCCACUCUCCACACCAUUUCUCACCACCUGCGCCUCCGGCACUACAGCCUAAGCUCUGCGUCCGGAGAGAAGCUCGUAUCUCGGCAGCAGGGCAUCGAGUUCUGGUGGCAAGGAGCUUGAUCUUGGGCAUAGUGGUCGAUCAUUGAUAGAGGCGGUGAGGAGAUCCAUCGCCGUGGAGAGAAGCAUCAUUUGCCUCUUUGGAGCUCGAUUUCGUCAGCAGGGUGUUAGUGGACCAUUCAUCAGGCAGCCUGAAGCUUGAGCUAGGUUUCAUUUCGUCGGUCGUGCCACUGCAGGGCGCGGCUGCCCCUAGUCAGAUAUUACAGAACACAACUAUAUAUGGAACUAGAGGAUGUAUCAUUUCACUUCUUAAGAGAAAUUACAGAUGGUUUCUCUGAGAACAGGAUACUUGGUGAAGGAGCAUUUGGAGUUGUUUACAAGGGACUAACUAAAAACGGUGAUGAUGUUGCUGUGAAAAAACUGAAGCUUCGUGGCGUCAACGUUGACUUUAAGCAGUUCCAAAAUGAGUUUUAUAACCUUACAAAACUCAAGCAUCAAAGCGUUGUACAGAUUCUUGGCUAUUGCUAUGAAAUAGAGAAAAAAACCUUUUAUCAUGCUGGAUGGAAGUAAGGUGUUUGUUGAUGAAACACACAUAGCUCUCUGCUUCGAGUUUUUGCACAAUGGGAGCCUUAAAAAGCAUCUUUCCGAUGAUUUUUAUAAACUUGACUGGCACACGCGGUUCAAAAUAAUUAAGGGAAUUUGUGAGGGUCUGAAGUAUAUUCAUGAUGAGUUGGAAGAACCUAUCUACCACUUAGACCUAAAACCUGACAACAUAUUGCUAGAUAAGGAUAUGGUGCCAAAGAUUGCAGAUUUUGGUUUGUCGAGAAUAUUUGGUAAUGAUGAACUUGCACGGAUCACACGAAAUCCUUAUGGGACACGUGGGUACCAGCCACCUGAAUACAUCGACAAAGGAGAAAUCUCAGGAAAGUUUGAUAUAUUCAGCUUGGGUGUCAUGAUUAUAAAGAUAGUGUCAGGACCCAAGGGCUACCCCAAUUGUGUUGAUCAAGUCCAAAGAAACUGGAGGAAUACGUUGCAAGCAACAUGUACAGAUGAUUUGUUUGAAGCAUAUUGCCACCAAGUAGACACAUGCAUUCAGAUAGCAUUGAGUUGUGUUGAGACAGAUAGCUUCAGAAGACCUGAUAUAGUGGCAAUCAUUGAGAAGCUGAAUGAGAUUGAAAUUGAAGUUGGUGAGCUUCCCGAGAAAGGAUGUCAUAGAACUGUUUCCAGAAUGACAAUGCAUAAUAGCAAGAUAGAGAUGAGAACAGAAUCAACGGAUGUCACUGAUCAACACCAAAAUAUUAUUUUGAGGUCAGACCCUCGAUGCAAUGAGCUGGGACUUCAUGAUGCAUUGGAAACAUCAUCAGAUACAGUAGAAGAACACAUUGUAGGGAGAACAGAAGAAAAAGAGAAAGUAAUGGCCUCUUUGCUUAAAGCCAUGUCAGAAAAGAUUGCCAUCCUUCCUAUACAUGGUAUUGGAGGCAUUGGCAAGACAACUUUUGCAAGACUGAUUUAUAAUGAUCCAAAGUUCAAUUGUUAUUCUAAGGAGUUGAAGGAUAUGUUAUAUCAUGAUGAGAGCAACAUAACUAUUUUAGUAACAACAUGCAGUGAACAUGUUGCGAAGAGAAUCUGUACUAACCUUCAAGCACACAAGAUAUUACCCUUGACAAACGACAUGUGUUGGGAUAUAAUAAAACAAAGAAGUGGUUUCAAAGAUAGAAAUGACAAAGAACAGCUCAUGGGUAUCGGAUGGGAGAUUGCUAAGAAGUGUGGUGGAGUGGCUUUAGCAGCACUAUCUCUUGAGUUCACUUUAGGGUCCAUGAAUUUUGAUGAAUGGAUGAAAGUGAAAGAUAGUGAUAUCUGGAAUGAACCUGUUUCAAAGGAUUUAUUUUUGCCAAAUCAUGUUCUUGCAUCAUUGAUGUUAAGUUAUAGCUAUAUGUCUCCAGGCUUGAAGUCAUGUUUUACCUACUGUGCAACCUAUCCAAAAGGUCACAAUAUAGUUAAAAAUGAUCUUAUUUACCAAUGGAUUGCUUUGGAUUUCAUCAAGCCAACAAAACUACUCUCGAAUAUGGAGCUUUGUGAUAGAUAUAUUGGGCAGCUCCUGGGAUUGUCUUUUUUCCAACAACCAGUGUCACCUAAGACUUCUGAAGUAUACUAUAAACAAGCUACGUUUUUCACCAUGCAUGAUCUGGUGCAUGACUUGGCAAUUUCACUCCUUGGCAAUCAAAUUCUGGAUCAGAGCAAACAUGGCAAUACUAGGGGAAGCAGCUGCCAAUAUGCAUUGCUCAGGGAUUGUAGCAAGCCAGUGGAGUUAUGCUUGACUUCUCGUGCAAGGCUAAUAGCACUGCAUUUUCUGGACGGUUGCAGUAGCGAACUAAGCAGUGCUGCAUUUGCACCUGCUAGGUCCCUGCGAGUAUUGGAUUUAAGCGAGUGCUUCAUACAGGUGUUGCCAGAUUCCAUUGGCCAACUGAAGCAGUUGAGGUAUCUUAUUGCUCCAGAGAUCCGGGAUGAAAUUGUUCCAGAAUGUAUCACGAAGCUCUCGAAUCUGAUUUAUCUCAAUCUUCAAGGAUCUAAUAUUAGGGCCCUACCAGAGUCAAUUGGUGAACUGGAAAGGUUGAUGCAUCUUGAUUUAUCAUACUGUCGAUGCAUACAAGAAUUGCCAGCCUCAUUCAGGACUCUGGAAAGAUUGGCACAUCUGGAUUUGUCAAAUUGCCCUUAUAUUGAAGGUGUAUUAAAAUCCUUGCAGAGCUUGAGCCGAUUGGAGCAUUUGAACUUAUCAGGAAAUCGAAAUAUUGGAGACCUGACAAGAGCAAUGAGCGGCCUCACAGGACUGCAAUAUUUGAAUUUAUCACAUGUAGUCUCUUGUAAUGGGUUACAACAAGUCCUGGUCAAUCUCACUAAACUUAGGUAUUUAAAUUUAGAAGGUAGCCUGAAGAACGGACCAUACCUGAAAGCUGAGAUUGACAGUUUACUUGAGUGCGUCAGUAGCCUUUCCAAUCUAGAGUACCUUAAUUUAGGUUCCAAUUUUACUCUGCGUACCAUACCUGAAAGCAUUGGGAACCUCAGAAAGCUAAAUACACUAGACCUCUCGUAUUGCAAUAAUCUACAGAGGCUGCCAGCUAGCAUAUCUGCAAUUAAUAGUCUGAUGUUUCUACAUGUAUCUUGUUGCUGGAAGUUAGAUAAGUCCACUCUGCCCCAGAACAAGAAUAGUACAACAGUCUUGCUACCACAUUUUGUGGUCCAUGCUGUUGACGGUGAAUCCAGCAGCAAUCUUUUGGAGCUUGAGGAUAAAUAUCCAACCUUGUUGGAUAUAAGCAGGCUUGAAAACGUGAAGUCUGCAGAAGAGGCAAAGAGAAUAAAACUGGCUGAAAAGCAGAGUAUUGAAGAGCUAAAACUGGCAUGGACUUGGGAUGCUAAGAGAUUUGUGGACGAUACUACAGUUUUAGGAGAACUGGAGCCACCAGACACGAUAGAAAUAUUAACGCUAACUGGCUAUAAUAGCAUUAGCUUUCCAUCCUGGCUGAUGAGCAUCGCUAAUUAUCUACCUUAUGUGUGGAAGGUUGUCAUGGAGGACUUGCCCUGUUGCAAUGUCCUACCACCACUUGGUCAGUUACCAAACCUCAAGUUGCUGCACAUUGGAGGCAUGGGCAGCAUUAGGAAGAUUGAUGGGGGCUUUUACGGGGGCAGAAGAGCAUUUCCUCGACUUGAGUACUUUAGCCUGUCCAAUAUGGAUUGCCUGGAAGAGUGGAGCGCGACAUACUCCAGUGAUAAGGAUGAUUUGCAUAAGCUCGCGUUCCCAAAACUUAUCAAUCUGAGUAUAAAUUGCUGCCCCUUGUUGAGGUUCAAAGCAUGCUUGCCUCCAGGUAUGCAUGUGCUCAUAGAUAGUAGUGACCAAGUACUGUUGUCCUCAGUCACAAGAAAAAAAGUACAGUUGCCGUCAUGGAGGAACAGAGGCCACGUUAGUGCAACCACAGAGCUUUGCGUGAAAUGCUGUGAGGUGCCUCUGCAUCAGUGGAGCUUGCUGCGCCACCUCCCUGGCCUUAUCCACUUAGAGAUUAGUGGCUGCAGUGAUCUCACAUGCGGCUCAACAAAUUUGCUUCAAUGUAUCUCCUCCCUUGUUACUCUGAUUGUGGAAGAUUGCAAAAAUGGCACAGUGGCGCUGCUGGAGAGGUUAGGAGAUCUCACCUCUCUUAUGGAACUAGAGGUACGUAAUUGCAAAGGCAUCAAAACUCUACCAAAGAGCAUACGACAACUCACAUGCCUGCAACUGCUGGUAAUUAACGGCUGUCCCGAACUAGUUCAGUGGUGCAAAUCAGAGAAGAAUAAGAAGCUCGCUCACAUCAAAGCAAUAAUAUUAGAUGGUAAGCAGUUUCAUAGGAUCAGGCAUCAGUAUGUGACAUGGCGGGCACUAAAACUAAAGAACAAAGGUGCCCCGACCAGGGUGUAGGAAGAUUUAUAGAACACGACCAGGGAUGCGAUUGGCAUUGAUACGAGCCAUCCAACGAGUCUGCUGUCAGUAGAGUAUGAAUUUUCUAAGGCGCGAGAUGAUGACAGAAAAUAUGAACGUGAGGCUUGAAAGCAAUGGAGGUAAAGAAUUUCGUCCUAGUAUUGAAGUGCCAUGUAUGCCUGCUCAUUUGUUACUUUUUGUCGACGUGGUUCCUUGCUUCUCCUUUUGCAGAGAAGUCCUUAAGCUGUCAAGAGAUUUUGAAUCGUUAACGGCAAACGAUGAAAAGAGCGGUGCAAGUGAUGCAGGCCAUGAUGCCAGCGCACUAGAGAACCUGCUAGGGCAGCAAUUCAGCCUGGGAAGCUGGAUCAGCUCUACUACUACGCCAGGAACCAGCAGAUCCAACCAGAGGCGACGCAAGCCUGCAGCCGAGCUGAUCCGUCGCAAGCGAGGCUCUGCUGGUCCAUCCACCACUGAUUUCGGCGUCUUCGGGUCAUCUGCUGGUACACACCUCACCGGUCUACAGUGCCCUGCGCUGCCACCCACCACUCAUGGUUCCAUGUACACCUUCACGGCCACCGCUCGCCUAGAUCGGACCCGCCUCUGCCGUCGAUAGCAAGGACAAAGGAUGAAAAUGAAGCAGCAGGUGAAAGGUAUAAAACGUUGUUACUUCUGAAAAAAUCACUACAUAAUAACACAAAGUCAACUUCUCAAGUGUUUUCAAAUGAGUUCGGUACAGAGCUCAUAUAAAAAUAGUGUCUAACAUGAAACUACGGGGAGAGAAUUAGAAAAGCUACGAGCAACUGCACAUAUCAAUUAAAUAAUCUUGUUCCCGGAAGUCUAACCACUAUUAUAAAAUGACAAUCUUUGCAUU